AUGUCACGUAACUAUAAAAAUUACCCGAGGGAUUUACGAAGUAAGCUAAAUGCUUCUUCGCACCAUCGGAAGCGAAAGUCUGAACAUGCCCCGCGGAUGGAUGACGCCCCGAAACGAAGACGAACGAGGGAAGACAAGGGUAAUGUGACUCGGCCUAUCAGCUUCAAAGAGUUGGAACAAAUCAGCAGACAAUCAUCGCCAGCCUUAAAGCUCAUCAGUAAAGCGGAAAGGUUCGAGGCGCUGUUGGCUUCAGAGAAGUUAAGCAACGAGGAAUCGAACCCAGAGUUUCUAAAGCUGGUUAUUUCUGCUUUUCAUCUUCUAUGCUCAGCAAACAACCUCAUUGCCGAGAACGCUGACAGGAUUUUACGUUCUCCCACUGCGAAGAAUUUCAUUGCAGGGACGGUUUUAUCGAGUUUUAUCAACGAAAUGCCUCAUGCUAACCAUUGGAAAGACGAAAAUGAUCGUGUUUGCACAGUGGGUAAUCUCACGGAAAUUUUUGUCGCAUUUCUUCAGAAAUUUGGCAAAGAUCUUGUUUACAAGCUACCACUGGCACAGCUUAACACGUCGUUGAAGGAGCUGAAAGAGAUGAGCCUGGUCCAAGAUAUCGAUCAUCUUGACGAGAAGAUCCAGCAAUUGGAAGAAUUGAGAAAUGAAGCAAUUCGUUGUGCAAAGUUUGCAAAUGAUCAGAAGUCACAAGGUGAACCACCAGAAAACUUCAGAGAGUUAAGCGUCACCCCUCAAGUAGAAGAUCUAAUUUCCAGACCCUUCCUUCGCGAAAACAUCACCGACAGAAGGUUUAAAGACUUGGACCACUAUUUAGAUGUACAGUUUCGUCUCCUGAGGGAGGACUUUGUGAAACCUCUUCGUGAUGGAAUACAUCAACUGAAAAAGAGCAGUGCCCUGGAACCUAAUCAUGACUACCAACUUAAACGCGCCAAUGAAAUUCACGUUUAUCAUGACGUCACCAUCCAGUUUCCCGUGUGUGGCAGAAAAAGCCGACAUUACAAAAUUAGGUUUGACUCAUCUCAUCAAAAAGUAGCGCAAGUGAACUGGGAGCGAACUAAACGACUGAAGUACGGAACACUGCUUUGUCUUUCGGCAGACGACUUUAAUACGCUGCUAUUCGCUACAGUGGAAAAUCCAGAUUCCAAGGAACUUAAAGACGGACUAUUGGAGGUACGUUUCGGGAACGUUAGCUCGGAGGAAGUGAACCAGUUUGUCGAGGAAAAGCAGAUCUUUGUCAUGAUAGAGUCUCCAGCCUAUUUCGAAUCUUACAGACACGUGCUUGAAGCUCUCAAGGAGAUAAACUCAGAGUUUCCUUUCCAGAGGCAGAUUGUGGAGUGCUGCGGGGAUGUCGAGCCACCUGAGUAUCAAAUGCAGGAAGAAUACGACAGCAAGUUCAAGUUUCGUUUUGAUGGCGUCUUAGAUGCAAAAAGGGAGGUAUAUUCAGAACCUCUUGAGUUGGCUGAACAGCAGAAUUCCCCAUCUGCCAUGGAAAUUGUGCCGAAUGCCUCGGCGGGUGUGGAAACACCUAUGGAGAACGAGAUUCCUUCAACUGUACAAGAGGGUAAGUGUACCCCAAACGACCAUUGUUGGCCAGACAAGGAAAGUCUUGGGCUCAAUGAAUCGCAGAUGCGCGCAUUCAAAAUGGCGCUGACCAAAAGGUUAGCCGUAAUUCAAGGACCGCCAGGGACUGGAAAGACAUAUGUGGGUUGGAAGAUUGCACGUGUUCUUUUACAAACCCUCUCUCUCUCGGAGGAUGCGAAGGAACGGACACCAAUCUUAAUGGUGUCCUAUACAAAUCACGCCUUGGACCAGUUUCUGGAAGGAGUCCUGUCAACAACGAAAAAUGUCAUUCGUGUUGGUGGCCGUAAAAUUAGCGGAAAACUUGAAAAUUAUUCCUUGAAGAACCUUCGUAGGGAAAUGCGUUGGAAAAAAGUGGUUCCAGAUGAAAUUUACAGAGCCAGAUUAAAGACUGAAGAAGACACUGUGAAGCAAAAGUUCUUCUCCGAAAGUUCUUUCGAUAUUUUACGAAGUUUGAGAACCAGCGUGGUGUCCAUGAAAGUCCUUGGUCAUCAUGAUUAUGCGCUAAAAGUACAUUACUCCCAACUUAGUGAGACUGGACCGGAAUCAAUUGACGAAGCUCUUCUCGACUGGCUGCGAAUUAAAAGGCGAGAUGAACGUAAACAAGAAUUCCCUCUUUAUGGCAAUUUGGAGGGGGAAGCGUAUGGACAUGGCUAUGGUGCAGCUUUUGACAACGAGCCCAUUCAUGACAAAGAUCUCAGCGACAUCGCUCAUAAAGUAGCAAUCCUCUCGCCAGAAGACGCGACCUACCCUAAGGAGGUACAACGAAAUAUUUUAAGUGAAGAGCUCAUGACAGGAGACGAGGAGAUGUAUCUUGAUGAUAUUUACCGGUUGAACACAAAAGAUCGCUGGAGACUUUACAGGCUGUGGAGAAAGAGGGCAGAGGAACAUCAUGAAAAGCUCUUCAAAACGAGGCAAGGCGAGUAUGAUCAAGCGGUAGAAAGAGAGCAGGAGAUCACUAGAAUGGAAGAAUACGAAAUUCUUUGCAAAGCAUGUGUCAUUGGCAUGACGACCACGUGUGCCGCAAAAUACCGCAGCAUUCUCAAGGAGAUCCGCCCCAGGAUCGUCAUAGUCGAGGAAGCCGCUGAAGUACUGGAGGCUCACAUCAUUGCGUCAUUGACCCCAGGCUGUCAGCAUUUGAUUUUAAUCGGUGAUCAUCAGCAGCUGAGGCCCACCCCCGCAGUCCAUGAUUUAGCCAAGAGGUACAAGUUGGAUGUGUCCCUGUUUGAGCGGAUGGUGAAUGUUGGAAUUCAGUGUGAGAUGCUAAACGUACAGCAUCGUAUGAGACCUGAAAUUGCUACCUUGAUGAAACACAUUUAUAACGAUCUCGAGAAUCACGAGUCGGUGGAGAAAUAUGAAGAUAUCAAAGGAAUGAAGAAGAAUAUGUUCUUUAUCAACCACAAAUAUAUGGAAGAGUCUAGUAAUCAGUCGCACAGCCAUGUGAAUGGGCACGAAGCCAAGUUUUUGGUCGCGCUAUGUCGAUAUUUAUUACAGCAAGGAUACAAAGCCGAUCAAAUUGCCCUACUGACAACCUACACGGGACAGAUGUACGCCAUAAGAGACUGCCUUCAAGAAGAAGAUGCCAUCAGAGAAUCUCUUAGGGCUGAAAACGAUCCAUCCGUCGGAGGUGUGCGUGUAACAACAGUUGACAACUUCCAAGGUGAAGAAAACGACAUCAUCCUUCUCUCUCUCGUGCGCAGUAACAAAGAUGAGAAAGUCGGAUUCAUCAAGAUUGUCAACCGGGCAUGCGUUGCUCUCUCGCGUGCAAGAAAAGGUUUCUACUGCAUUGGAAAUUUUGGCCUUCUCUCAAAACACAGUGAAAUUUGGAGGAAGAUUGUUACAGAUUUGAAAGCUAGUAGCAGUAUUGGAAACGCCUUGCCCGUCGUUUGCCUCCACAACGAUGAAAUCAGCGUUAAAACAGCAGAAGAUUUUAACACAAAAGUUCCCAUGGGAGGGUGUCAACGACCAUGCGCGGUGCGCCUGAAAUGCGGUCAUGCGUGCACGUUGGAAUGUCAUCCUUGUGAUAAAGAUCACGUGGAAUUUCGCUGUCAAAAACCCUGUGAAAAGGAAAGGGCAAGAUGUGACCACACGUGCCCAAAGCGUUGCUGGGAGGUCUGUGAGCAAAAUUGUGAAAUAGAGGUUGAGAAACAGUUGCCAUUCUGUGGUCACACUAUGUUAGUAAGAUGUGACACUAAUCCCAUAAUGAUUAAAUGCAUAAAACAGUGUGAGAAGUACCUUCCAUGUGGUCACAGAUGUCAAAGAAAAUGCGGAGAAAGCUGCACGAAGAAAUGCCACGAGACCGUCAAGAAAACCGAUUGGCCUUGUGGACAUCUCGUCUCUAUCGCCUGCUCGGCAACUCCUAAUGAUUGUUCUCAUCCUUGUGAAGCCACGUUAGAAUGUGGUCACACGUGCUCUGGUACUUGUGGCGAGUGUCGCAUGGGUCGUAUUCACAAGCGAUGCAAGAAGCAUUGUGGUCGUGUUCUGAUUUGUUCCCAUUCGUGCAUGUCGUGUUGUAAAGAGUCGUGUCCACCGUGUAGCGCAAAGUGUGAAAACCUGUGUGGGCACAGUGAAUGCCCAGAAAAGUGUGGAGAGCCGUGUAUACCUUGCCACGAGGAAUGUCUUUGGAAUUGUCCUCAUCACGCUUGUGCCAAGAAGUGCAGUGAGAUGUGUUAAAGACCAAGAUGUGACGAACCAUGCAACCAAGUAUUGUCUUGUGGCCACGAUUGCUGUGGUUUGUGCAAAGAAGAGUGCAUUUGUGCUGAAUGUACUCCAGUAAGAGAGAUUUUCUUCGGGGAGGAGGAAAACGAAUCUGCUCGGUUCAUCAAGCUUCCAGACUGCCAGCAUGUCUUUGAAGUAACUGGCCUGGAUAGGUGGAUGGACCAAAAUGAUGGUGUGAUUAAGCGAAAGCAGUGUCCGCGGUGUAAUACGCCAGUCCGCAAGAGCCUGCGAUACGGAAAUGUCAUCAAACAGCAGCGACAAGAUAUCGAGCGAGUGAAAAGAGAAUUGAUGGGAAACAAGACGGAAUUGGAAAAGAAGAAAAGAAGCCUGUUCUUUCGUGCCUGUGAGAUGUUAAAGACGGUUGACCAAAGUGUCAAAGCAUACUUGGAAAAACGGAAAAACAGCAUAAUGAAAACAACAAAGUCUGAGAUGAUAGCCGCAAUCAUUGAAAACCAGCUGAUGUUGAUACAGCGUUUGCACUCGGCAGGAAAGAAAAUGCAAAGCGUUCUAGGAACGGUGUCUCCAGAGGACUGCUCUGAAAAGAAGUUACAGCACCAGCGAUUAACCGAGGAGCUUGGCUACCUAAAGAAGCGGCUUCUGUCUGACAGGGUAGGGCAUCUAGAGCUACAAGACAUAAACACCGAAUUCUCGAGACUCAAUCUUCAACUGGAGCUCUAUUCGCUGAACCGUGACAUCAGGAGCCUCGAAGUGGAGUUAGACGAACCUUCCCGCCAAAUGAUGACUGCAAUACAAAAGGAACUGUCCGGCGGUCAGCGCAUAGCAGACGAAGAACUGGAUAAACUAGUGAAUGACAUUACAACUAUACGGACAUCCAAUCCCCGCUUUAAAAAAUUGACGCCAGAAGAAAAAGAACAGAUCGUGACUGCCAUGAACCUUAAACCCGGUCAUUGGUUCAAAUGUCCCCAGGGACAUAUCUACGUCAUUACCGAGUGUGGCGGCGCUAUGGAGAAAAGCAUGUGUCCUGAUUGCGGAGCUGUGAUUGGUGGAGAAAAUCACGAUCUUGUAGAAGACAACCAAUUAGCGUCUGAGAUGGAUGGUGCAAAGUACCCUGCCUGGUCUGAACAUGCAAACUUAGCUAACUAUGGAAACUUAGAUGAAAUAGUGUGACUUUUUCGUUACUAGAGCUCACUUAGAUUGAGUGUCGUUCGAAGAAAACCACGUUUAUCAUAAUAGCCAUUCAGCAAUGUAGAAAAAUUUUAGAAGCCAGCGAGAAUACAAAUGAAAAGUGCGGGAAAACAAGUGACUACGUCGUGACCGAUUUUAGUUUUGCAUUUGAUUGGAUAUGAAGUUGGCUCGAGUUUUCUAAAGCAAUCAAAGAGCGAAGUAAGGCAAAAGCAAUGUAGUCCCUGAUCACAUCUGACACUCAUUGAAAUUUUGUCAAGAUGAAUAAUCCAUAAAACUAUUAUAUUGCUUUGAUUUAUAGCUUUUGAUGGUGAUAGGCAAAUUAAUUAUUUUUCCUGACGGCAAUAUUUCAGUGAAACAUUCUUUUGGUAACUUGCAAGGAAUAUUUUAUGACUUGAUUCCAAAGUUCAUCUUAUAUUGACCGUAAGUAACAAAACUUUAUAGGAAUAACGUGUAAUAGCCUGUUAUUCCAAUCUUUUUUCUCUCUUUUUUUUCUACAAUAAUCAAGGCACAGUGAUUUAAAGAUAAGAGCUUAGACACGAAUAGUCCAUAGAACUCAUUAUUAGAAAAGCUAUAUGAUAAACAGCUGUAACAAUAGCGUGACCGGAAGUGAGAGGGGGGGGGGCAUAAGUGCCCCCGACAUCCUUUCUUAGAUGAUUUUUUUUUUAGUCAACAACAUAAAAAUCUAAUGAUUCAGGUAAAGAAAAUUGCUGGAUGUGUAGAGAGGCGGCUCUCUCCCCUCCCCCUCCCCCUCCCUCUUUUAGAAAUGUUAACUAUGCCUCAUUCUGGGGUAAACGUCUCUUUAGUGCAUGUUUAAAUUCGUAAUGGAUUCUGUCGUGGUAAUGUUAACCAAAAGUAUUCAGAUUGGCAGGCCAUUUCGAGGAAAUUAAAACUUUCUUCAUCAUCUCAAAUCCAAGUUGAUUACUGAUUAAAAUAAUUCGAGAGGUACCUGAUAUUGUUAGACAUAGAGUCUGCUAUAAAGGAAGGGUUCUGUGUACAUGUUAUUUGUUGUUUUAUAGAUUUGUAAUGGUAAUAGGACUGAGUGGAAUUCAAUUUGGUUUGCAAUCAUAUGAGUGAUAACAAAUGGGAUGACUGCGUAAAAAAUUUAAAUUUCCAAGAAAAGAAGAAUAUCCAUGUUAUGAAAGAAAGGGAAAAUUUGCAUGAACCCUUUAACUACCAGUGGUGAUUACCAUGUAACUUCUCCCAAUAGUAUUCAUAUAUUAUACAGCAAACAGGUAAUGAGAACACUCAAACUCAUCAGGUACAAUUUAUUACCUUGAUUGAACACCUGAUUCUCAUAAUUAAUUUACAAGGAAAUUUGUAGUAGCUGGAGGGGAGAAUUGAUGAUCAGAUCUUGGGAGUUAAAGGGUUAAUUAAUGGACUUGUAGUUCUGAUCACAUCAAAAUAAGGGUUUUUUAUCAGGGCUAUUAUGAAAUUCCCUGGUGUUUUGGAAAAGGUUGAUUAUAAGGCCUUACAUUUAACCCUUUAACUCCCAGAAGUAAUCAGCAUAUAACUUCUCCCUAUCAUAUCCUCACCUCAUCCAACAAACAGAUCAUGGGAAAACUCAAACUUAUCUGGUAGAAGUUGUUAAUGUAACACUAAAUUCUCAUUGCUAAUUUACAAAGAAAUGUGUAGCUUCUAGAAGGGAAAAUCAAAAAUCAGAUCUUGGGAGUUAAAGAGUUAAAAACCAACAUUUAGUGAUGUUCCUUUUUGAGUUUGUGUCUUGUAGUUCUGAUCACUUCAAAAUUAGUUUUUUUCUCAGAGCUAAAAUGGAAUUCCCUGAUGAUUAAGAAAAGAUUGAUUGUAAAAGAUUGUAAACUUUUUGAGUUUGUCUUGUAUUUACAACUAUAAAUGGGUUAAUGUCUGGGUUUAAAAAAGAAAUGUUUUCUACUGGGUUAGUUUAAAUAUUUUGGGUCUCAAAUUACAAAGUGAAUGAUAGGAAGAUAUUAAAUAUUUGAUUAAGGCUACAUGAUGUUCUUCUUAAACUUGGAAUUUCUAAAGGAUAGAUUUUACUAAUACUAAUAAAAUAUUAAAUUCUCAAUGAUAUUUUAGGCUGUGUAUCAUAAGUGUUGAGUAUUUUUACACACUUUAUUUCUGAAAGGGUUAAAUUUUGUAAAGUUAUGCAUUUGAAAUCAUGAAUUAUGUAAAUGGCUCUCUCUGUGCAAUCAAAGAAAAAAGUGAAUACAGUUACUGUUAGUAUCAAAAAAAGUUCUUGAGGUGUCAAUGGGCACUUUACAACUAGUCAAGAUGUGCAGACCAGACUGGCUAGGUAAACAAGUUGUCAACAGGGUUUUUUCCAGAGUCCCUUGACUUUUUGUAAAUAUUCCACUGGCAUGAAGAGGCUGGUAAGUAU
Pocillopora damicornis (cauliflower coral) is the source of this 7798-nucleotide messenger RNA. RefSeq names its product NFX1-type zinc finger-containing protein 1-like. Gene Ontology annotation, cellular component: nuclear RNA-directed RNA polymerase complex. NCBI's taxonomy places the organism in Eukaryota, Metazoa, Cnidaria, Anthozoa, Scleractinia, Pocilloporidae. Gene Ontology annotation, biological process: regulatory ncRNA-mediated heterochromatin formation. Gene Ontology annotation, molecular function: helicase activity. The record is from RefSeq and is a predicted model, not a curated record.